Priceomyces carsonii is the source of this 243-nucleotide messenger RNA. RefSeq names its product 40S ribosomal uS15 domain-containing protein (gene RPS13). The transcript has a single exon. Gene Ontology annotation, cellular component: ribosome; cytosolic small ribosomal subunit; nucleolus. Gene Ontology annotation, biological process: translation. The record is from RefSeq and is a predicted model, not a curated record. Gene Ontology annotation, molecular function: small ribosomal subunit rRNA binding; structural constituent of ribosome. The coding region runs from base 1 to 243 and encodes 80 amino acids. Lineage: Eukaryota; Fungi; Ascomycota; Pichiomycetes; Serinales; Debaryomycetaceae.
AUGAGAAUCUUGAAAUCAAAUGGUUUAGCUCCAGAAAUCCCAGAAGAUUUAUACUUCUUGAUCAAGAAAGCUGUCAAUGUCAGAAAGCACUUGGAGAGAAACAGAAAAGACAAGGAUUCCAAAUUUAGAUUGAUUUUAAUCGAAUCCAGAAUCCACAGAUUGGCUAGAUACUAUAGAACUGUUGCAGUAUUACCUCCAAACUGGAAGUACGAGUCUGCUACUGCUUCUGCUUUAGUCAACUAA